Messenger RNA from Platichthys flesus (European flounder), 1350 nucleotides. It is a transcript of the gene oaz2a, whose product is annotated as ornithine decarboxylase antizyme 2a. Gene Ontology annotation, biological process: positive regulation of protein catabolic process. NCBI's taxonomy places the organism in Eukaryota, Metazoa, Chordata, Actinopteri, Pleuronectiformes, Pleuronectidae. Gene Ontology annotation, molecular function: ornithine decarboxylase inhibitor activity. Gene Ontology annotation, cellular component: nucleus; cytoplasm. The record is from RefSeq and is a predicted model, not a curated record.
CUCCCGCUCCUCCGUGUCGCGCUCAGGCCUCGCUCCCCGACAAACAGCCUCUUCAGACGCGUUCACUGUGACGGGUUUGUUGUGAAGUGACGGAUGGUGAACUUCCCCGUGGACUCUCUGAUGAACUGUAGCUGCUGUGCUUAUCAGACACGACAUAAAGAGCCGAGUUUCCUCGAAGCUAUCAUGCUGAACACCGAGGAAAGUUCCUGGUUAGCGGGGUCUCGGUUACCCAGCUCACACCCUCAGGCUCCGGGGCCUCUGUGGUGCUCCGAUGCCCCUCACCCACAACUAAAGAUCCCGGGUGGGCGAGGGACUGUAAGGGAUCACUGUCUCGGCGUGCUACUACACAAGGAUGAGAAGCUGACAGUGACACAGAGAGCUACGGUGAGUGGGAACCCCUCUCUUCUCCACUUCCACUACCAGCUGAGUGAGCGCCACUCGGCCUCCUGGGAUACAGCUCUAUCUGAGGACAGCCUUUUCCUGGAGAUUCCUGCCGGGCUGCUGGCCGAGGGGAGCAAGGAGGGGCUAACUGCCCUGCUCGAGUUUGCGGAAGAGAAGCUCAAAGUUAACUAUGUGUUCCUGUGGUUCCAUAAAAACAGAGAGGAUCGAUUGUCCGUCAUCAAGACCUUCCACUACAUGGGCUUUGAGAUAGUGAAGCCGGGCAACCCCAUGGUACCAGCCCGGCCCGAUCUGGCCUUCAUGGUUUACUCUCUGGAGAACAGCAGCUCCGAUGAGGAGUGACCUGACACCUCCAUCGCCGCCCCCCCCCCCCCCCCCCCCCCCCCCACAAAAAAAAAAGAAUCAUGCCCCUCUAACCCUUCGCUUGCUUGAACAAUCAACAAUCAACCACCUCAGCUCUCUUGCUCUGACACAAACCCAGCCCUCCACCUCAGAGAUCCGUCAUCGCUCACUGGGAGGUUUCUCCCUUUUCCUUUACAGACUUGUGAUUUAAGGGGGUGUUGAGGAGAAGUAUGAUUUCCAUGUGACGCCCACGCCCUCGCCUCCUCUUUGUCCCUUUCCCUGAGGAUAACUGCAGGAAUGGUGAAGGUUGAACUAAGUUGUCACAUGCACUGUGGGAUUUGGGUUUUUCUUUUUUUGUGCUUGGUGGUUCCUUUGUUGGCCACAUUAUUUGUUUGUGCUGCCACUGACAAGACAAAGAACUGUUAGAAAUUCAGGAGGAGGUGGUGUUUUACAUUAAAAUUCAGCAUAUCUCUCAUCUGACAGCUUUCUACCUUUUUAUAAGAUAAGACUUUGGUUUGUCUUUGCGUGCUAUAUAUCAUGCAAACUGUAUUAGACGGGGUAAAGGGAGGGAAUUGAGGGUUGGAUAAUAAAAUGUUUAGCAUUAUAAUA